GAAGCAGUGGUCAGUUCAUUUAGAACCGCCAAAUUGAACGAACGUGAUUGCACAAACGAAGUUCUGAGUUCGACCACAACAUUUAACCGUUAAAUGUUGCUUGCGGCGAAUGUGUGUUUGAAUAAAGCAGUAAAUACAAAAACAACUCACUAAGUGCAUUUAAUAAAUAAAUAAAAAAUAAUUAUUAGUAGAAAUACUGUGUGCCCGUGAAAACAUUAGAGUAGAUUAAAAUCUACUGUUGAGUUGAGAAAUAUUACACUUUACUACCCUUAUUCCCUGUCAUUGCAUUUCCGUUGGUAAAUGAAUUUUAAAAUGCGUACGUGUGGCAUGAGUUUGAUCAAGUACAUACUGUUCGCCUUCAAUAUCAUAUUUGCGAUAUCGGGGCUUGGUAUACUAAUAGCCGGCGCUGUUGUCCUUGCCGAUGUCAACCAAUUUAGUCACUUUGUUGAGGGGCGAGUGACGGCGCCACCCAUUGUACUAAUUGUAACGGGAUUAAUCAUAUUUCUCAUUGCAUCGUUGGGUUGUUUUGGUGCCAUCAAGGAGUCACCAACACUACUGCUGACCUACGCCGUACUGCUUGCCGUCAUCUUCAUUGUCGAAUUGGCCGUAGGCAUUGCCGCGGCGGUCUUCAAAUCGGAUCUGGAAAUGAUGCUGAAGAACUCACUACAGGAAACUAUAAAACGUUCAAAUCACGAGGAUAUGAUGGCUUGGGACAAUGUGCAGCGCAAGUUGAUGUGUUGUGGUGUCGACAAUCCAGCCGAUUGGCGUACACUUAGCGCCAAUAAAACUUUGCCGGCCAGCUGCUGUCGCGAGAAAUACAUUGAUGAGGCCGUUGGACAUUGCACUGAAUCGUUGGCGUUGGGUGUGGAUAAGUACUUUCAGGAGGGCUGCGUGGGCAAACUUAGGGAACGAAUCGAUAAGAAUGCCGUCAUUUUAAUUGGUGUGGGUAUCGGUAUUGCCUUCAUACAAAUAUUGGGCAUCAUACUGGCAUGCUACCUGGCUUCCACAAUACGUCACGAACGCAUGAAAUAAAUAUGAGGAAAACGAGCUACUAAUUCCAUCAUUGAUGAAAGUAACAAAAUUUCGAAAAUCACCAACAAAGCAACUAAUCAUAAGCAAUAAUCAUCUUGAAAGUAAUAUUGAAGAGCAAACCAUCAAUUCCAAAUACAUAUAUACACACAUACAUAUGUAUGUACAAACAUCGGAACGAUGAUAUCAAAUAUUACUUAAUAUAAAAAGAAUAUUCUAAAGAAGUGCUUAUAAAUGUAUUGUUGCUUUUUAUAUGUUAAAUAAAUAAAUUUCUUAAA
Zeugodacus cucurbitae (melon fly) is the source of this 1307-nucleotide messenger RNA. Its product is annotated as CD151 antigen. The transcript is spliced from 5 exons. The record is from RefSeq and is a predicted model, not a curated record. Gene Ontology annotation, cellular component: membrane. Lineage: Eukaryota; Metazoa; Arthropoda; Insecta; Diptera; Tephritidae. The coding region runs from base 301 to 1032 and encodes 243 amino acids.